Nelumbo nucifera (sacred lotus) is the source of this 874-nucleotide messenger RNA. RefSeq names its product plastocyanin B'/B''. The record is from RefSeq and is a predicted model, not a curated record. Lineage: Eukaryota; Viridiplantae; Streptophyta; Magnoliopsida; Proteales; Nelumbonaceae. Gene Ontology annotation, molecular function: copper ion binding. Gene Ontology annotation, cellular component: chloroplast thylakoid lumen.
UAAAAUCUUCCUCUCCUUAUCUUAUACUUUGAUUUCCUUCCCCACCCACAGGCCACAGCCAAGAGCGUUACGCCCCAGAAGAAAACAAUGGCUACUGUCACCUCUGCUGCCGUCGCCAUCCCCUCAUUCACCGGCCUAAAGGCCGGCGCCACCGCCAAGAUCUGCGGUGCCUCCAAGGUGGCUGCUUCUCCUGCCCCCAUGGUCGGUGUUAAGGCUUCGCUAAAAGAGGUUGGAGUGGCUGUCGUCGCCACCGCUGCCAGCGCAGUGCUUGCCAGCAACGCCAUGGCCAUCGAGGUCCUUCUGGGCAGCGACGAUGGAGGAUUGGCGUUCGUGCCCAGCAACUUCAGUGUAAGCGUUGGGGAAAAGAUCGUCUUCAAAAACAAUGCUGGGUUCCCCCACAAUGUGGUGUUCGACGAGGACGAAAUUCCUUCCGGCGUCGACGCCGGUGCCAUCUCCAUGUCCGAGGAUAACCUUCUCAAUGGCCCCGGCGAGACCUACUCCGUGACGUUGAGAGAGAAAGGUACCUACACUUUCUACUGUGCUCCUCACCAGGGAGCUGGCAUGGUUGGCAAAGUGACUGUUAACUAAGUCAUCAUGGAUGCCUUUUGUAAGGAUGUCUAGCUCUCAUUUUUUUUUUCUUUUCUUUUUACUACUACUACUCAAUUAAGGAUUAAGGUCGGUCAUGGGCUUUGUUGUUUUCUCGUUUCUAUUUCUUUUCGGAUAGUAGAAUUCUGAGGGCUGAGGGAGAGAAUGGAUGAAUGAAUAUGAAAUGAUGAAUCAAAGUUCAAAGCACCUUCUACCUGUAAUUUCAUUUUCUCCAUCUAAACUUGUAGAUUUCGUGUUGUUCUUAUAUCAAGCCUUUAUGUAUAUCUAA